Messenger RNA from Eriocheir sinensis (Chinese mitten crab), 8735 nucleotides. It is a transcript of the gene Ykt6, whose product is annotated as synaptobrevin homolog YKT6-like. Gene Ontology annotation, biological process: endoplasmic reticulum to Golgi vesicle-mediated transport. The transcript is spliced from 5 exons. The record is from RefSeq and is a predicted model, not a curated record. Gene Ontology annotation, cellular component: Golgi apparatus. The coding region runs from base 174 to 773 and encodes 199 amino acids. Lineage: Eukaryota; Metazoa; Arthropoda; Malacostraca; Decapoda; Varunidae. Gene Ontology annotation, molecular function: SNAP receptor activity.
UGACAACACUAGCGAUUAUGGCGUUUAUAGCGUGAGUGGAUCAGCUGGUGGUGGUGUGUCAAGUGGGCUUUCGUCAGCAGCAGGACCCAGGGCCAGCCGGGCGUGUGUUAUUAUUCUGCCAGUGUUACUAUUACCACUACUCUGUCCCUCCACGCCCCCAACAGACAGGCACCAUGGUUAAGCUGUAUGGCAUCUGCGUGCUGUACAAGGGGGCAGAGAGUACCAGGAUACUCAAGUCUGCCUAUGACCUGCAGCAGUUUGGGUACUUCCAGCGUAGCUCCAUCCAGGAGUUCAUGGCCUUCACCAGCAAGAUUAUCACUGAGAGGAGUAACCCUUGCUCAAGGCAGUCCAUAAAGGAACAAGAAUAUAUGUGUCAUGUGUAUGUACGUGCUGACAACCUGGCGGGUGUGGCCAUCUCUGACCAUGAGUAUCUGUAUCGAGUUGCCCACAACAUGUUGAACAAGGUGCUGGAUGACUUCGCAGCCAAGGUUCCAUCACACCUGUGGCCCAACACGGAGGAAAGCAUCAUGCCCUACCAGGAGCUGCCGGCAACCCUCAUACGCUGGCAGAAUCCCCGCGAAGCAGACUCACUCACCAGAGUACAGGAGGAGGUUGAGGAGACCAAGAUCAUCUUGCACAACGCCUUCACUGCUGUAUUGGAUCGAGGAGAGAAGCUUGAUGACCUAGUUGCAAAGUCAGAAAAUUUAAGCUCACAGUCCAAAGUGUUCUACAAGACUGCCAAGAAGACCAACUCAUGUUGUAGCUUUGGAUAACAGGCUGCCCUGAGGGUGGGCUGGGCCAAGGCAGUGGUGGUAGUGGAGCCUGAAGGAGAGGUAAAGGGUGGGUGCAGAUGUCUCCUACAGUGUGCAAAAAAUAUAUUACCCAGCCACCCUCACCUUCCAUGAGAUUUUAGGCCCGUAAACAAACAAGAGUGAGCAGACAGAGUUAGUAAUAAUGUGAAAGGUUGAUGGUUAAUAUUCUUAAAUUUUCCUUCUCAUUCUCACUAAUGAGGAGACUUGGUAAAUAUUUGUUCAAAUGUACCCAGAGGGUACCUGGGGUGGGUGGCUGGUUUUUUUUUUUUCUUUUUUUUUUUUGUGCAAUUGUUAGGACACAAUAUUUUUUUAAGGAGAUAAAUGAUCUUUAAAAAAGAAAUGAUACAAACUAAGAACUUUACCAAAUGAGCAUGAAAAAAAAUUAUGGUCUAUUUUCAAGAAACAUUUAUGAAAUUUUGAGAGAUGUGUUCAAGGUACUGAGAUACAGCCAUGUUGAUAUUUAAAAAAUAAUAUACCUAUCAACAGAGCCAUUAUAUUUUAGGUUAUUUGAAAACUAGAAAGGUGCUAUAACCUUUUUAUUUUCUUUGUAAACUAUUUAAAUUAUUUCCCCGUGAUGGCCUCUGAUUAAAAACUAGAGUCUCAUAUAGAGAAAAGCUUACCUCAUAGAGUGAGAGUCAGAGUUGAGCAUGCAUGCCUCUCAGAGAGGACAGGUACUGGGCAUAUUUGUCAGUUGGAAAGUUUUUAUUUCCUCCAAUAUACAUUUUCUUUUGUUUACUCGAGUUCAAUAAAAAAACAGCUCAGUUUGCUUUAGAGAAUAUUGUAACCUGACAUGGCUAGCUAUGGAUGAUAGUUUGCUCUUGCUUGCCAUACAUGUGGGCUAAUUAUUGAUGAUAUAGGGGAAGUGAGGAAGGUACGUGCAUAGCUUUGUUCCUCAGCACACCUCACACAGGCUGCAAGGUCACAGGAUUACUGGAGCUGGCUGUGUUUAUGUGAGUGCUGCUAUGUGUGUAUGUAACUGUUCCUUUAGAUGAUUCCUUGUACCAUAAGUGUGCUGCCCGUGUAUGUGUGCUUGCAUGUGUGUGAGUGAUAUGUUUUGCCAGUUUGUUGCUCAGUGUGUCAAACUUGUCCUGAUCUUGGUGUGUAUGGACAGGAACCAGGAGCCUCCAUACAUUAGGUGUACAGUAAUGUGUCUUAUUGUUACUCGGUGUCUGAAGCGUACCCUCGCUGUACUUGUGAGUGCAUGUAUGUCCUACAUGGUUUAGCAGGAAUACUUCAUCUCUCAUACUGGUCUAGUUUUGUCAAGUAUUUCUUCUAUUUGAGGAAACUUAAAGAUUCCUUAUUUGUGAUUAUUGAAAUUUUAAGUGCCCAAGUACCUAAGUAAGUGCUGAAGAUGAUUUAGUGUCUUGUGCAACUCUGAAUUAAGCCAGAUCUUAGGAACUAAGAUCUAUAAACACAGCAUACAUGUAAUGAAACAUGCUUUUAAAGAAACACUCGGUAAUCUCAGCUUAUGGAUUAUGAUAAUCCCCCUUUACUAUAAUAAGGUUAUAGUAAAGGUUAAUCAUAAGAGAUUAUAGACAAUUUUCAUGAGGUACAUUAGGAAGUAUGUAAAUUGAGUACCUACAGUAUGAACCACCAUAUGUAUAGAAAAGGCAAAUAUUUCAUGGCUAUAUCCACAUACUUAAGAUCUAGAGAGCGAGGCUGUAUGCACAUUUUACUAGAGAUCUAAAGGCUAAGCAGGACAGGACCAUGCUGACCUAUCAUUUGUCCUAAGUCAACUGACUUUACCAAAAAUAUCCUUCUUUAUAGUAUUUAUAAACUGUUCAGAGUCUGUGAAUGAAAUGAAGUUUUACAGAUUGUAUUCCCUUUCUCACACUGAAUGUUCACCUUUGUUAUACUUCUUUUCAUUACAGGUUGCAUAUUUCCAGAUUCCCAGUAAAUGUAGCCUUAAGGAGCCAACUAACAAUAAAUAUUUUAUAUUAAUCUUUUAUUUACUGCAUUAUGAAUGCCUUGAACUACACAUUUACAUUUGUAAUUAUAGUUAAACUUUUUUUAUUUUGAAAAUCAUGGGACCAAAACAAACCAAAUUUCAGGUCAUACCAGUUUACAAAAAUUCAAAUUCAUUAUGUGCAUCAGAGAAAAUGGAAUUUAGAACUUGGAAAACUGGGGAACUGGGAAAAUCAUCAGUUACCAAAAUGUUUCUACAUGAUACUUUAACAAUAUUGUAAAACACUAGUGGAGACUUUGGCACUUAAAUCUCAAAAAUUUAUGCAGCAAUUCCACAUCUGUAGACACUUUUGUGCUUUUGCUUUUAGCUGUGGUGCCACUCAUCUUAACUUCUGGCUUGUCAGAGAACAUCAUGUGGAGGUAACCCCCAAAAAAGUAGAAAAAUGAGUGUAAUCCAAAGAACUAAAAAGUGUAAAGAAAUACCCUGUAAUUCAUGUGUUUGGCACUUCCGUGGAGAAGGUAGUGGCCGAGUGGUCAGCAUGGGGGCGCGGUGUCCUGGAGGACCCAGGUUCGAGUCCCUCCUGCCACUACAAGCUGACAUUUUCCAGUCAUUUCCAAGUGGCCUAAGCCUACCCACAUGCUGUCUUGAAAACCACCUAUCAACCUGUACUCUAGAUUCACUUUAAAAGAGGAUCAAGACCGAGCUCCGGAGGACAGCAUGAGCCAAGCAAGAUGGCAUCGCUAUAAAACACUUGCCUGUGCCAUAAUGGAAUGGGGUCAAGGUCACCCAAUAGGCCCCACCAUGAAAGCCUGCUAAAAAAAAAAAAAAAAAAAAAAAAUGGCUAGCAUGCCUGGCUAUGAAUCCAUGUGUCCAGGUUUGACACCAGCCAGGGGCAGUCGGUGGCCAUCUCACCCACCUGUUCAUCUCCCCUUUUGGGCUGGUUGAUAAAUUGGUAAUAGGGCAGUGGUUUUUAACCUUUUCAGAGGCGCUGAACCCAAACAAAAACCACACAGUAGAUGAACCCCUCAAGCUUAAAAAAAAAUCAUACAAAUAUGGAAGAAAAAUUGCUUCAGAAUACAAGGGUAUAUUUGGGUAAUACAAAAAAAAUUUACUUUAAUUUUUACAAAAAUUAAAGAAAAUUUGUUUAAAAUUCAAUUGCAAAAUCGCAACGUGUUUCAGAGGGCCUUCGCCUAACCCCCGAAACUGACUCACCAUGGGGGUUCGGUCGAACCCAGGUUAAGAACCACUGUACUAGGGUACAGUUUGUGGUAACCCAGAUGUAACACUUUCUCAGUGGUGAAGGGUAAUAAGACUGAGAUGAGCAGAAGCCAGGCACAGCUUAGCAUAUGGUCUCAGCUUUGUCUAAACCAUUGGCUUGCAUUCAUAUGUAUCUUGUGAAGGUAUUCAUUAAAUUACAAACCUACUGAUGAUUGUUGCCUGCAGAAAAAGAAAAAAAUCAAUUCCCAAGAAGUAAAAAUCAAAUUUAAACUUAUGAUGGCAGCAGUGCAUGAAACAAAACUGAUGUUCAGUUUACUAGAUUCAAAGCAUUCUGGACAAGAAAAGUCUUCAAAAUUUGCCACAAAAAGGGUGCAGGAUUAAAGAGGUUCACCUGUUUCUCACAAAAUGCAUUCAUAUAACUGCUACUACUGUUAUAACACACACACACAUGCAUACACACAUGCUCACACACACACAUAACACACACACACACACAUGCAUACACACAUGCUCACACACACACACAACACACACACACACACACACACACACACACACAUACACACUCUGUGGCACAACUGGUUAGAGCACUGUGCUGACAGGGCAGCGGUUCGAGCCUGCUCAGGCCGGAUUCUUUCUGUUGACUAGGAGUGGUUACAAUCCCCCCUUGAGCAAGGGGGAUGCGGUGUGUGAGAUCCUGGCAGUAUCCAAAGAUCGACGAUAAAGAGCACUUGCUCAUGUCGGGAGGGUACCUGCUGGCGAUUAUGAGUCCAGCACGUGACCAGGCCGUGGUGAAUUACGCACACACACACACACACACAUACACAUACAAACAUGCUCACACACACACACACACACACACACACACACACACACACACACUUUUCCUGUAUUUCACAACUAGGUAAAUACGCACACACAUAAAAUAUAUAUAUAUAUAUAUAUAUAUAUAUAUAUAUAUAUAUAUAUAUAUAUAUAUAUAUAUAUAUAUAUAUAUAUAUAUAUAUAAAGUUGAAAACAAAUUAUAUAAAUUGACGUCAAGUAAGCCACAUUAAAAUUUAUUACAAAUAUGCCUCUUCUUCCUCUUAUGCAAAUGUGCUUUCAUAAGUAAAAGCUGUCUGUUCACCGAAUGUAUAGCCUGACAGUUUCAUAACCUGAAAGAUUAGGAGAGCAUGGAUCACUGUAGCAAGUCAGUUUGUACAGUGUAGUAGUGUGCUAUUUUUUUCCAAAGAUUACUCAACACUAUAGUUCUACCCCUCGCAACCUAAGAAUGGCCUAUAUUUGAGUCAGGAAAAAGAUAUUAGAAUUUGAUCAUAUAAAAGCUAAUCUGUAACAUGAGUAAGUAAUGUUUAUAACAUAAUACACCUUAGUAUGAUAGAAACUACCUGUAUGAAACUAUAUAAAGGUUUUCAAUGAAGAUUUGUAUAUUAUAUGAUGGUCAAAAUCACUUGCUGUGGUAUUUACUAUGGGUACAGUGCUUGUUUCUGGACUGAAAGGUUGUAAGUUCAAUCUCAGCUCACGGCAGCUUCCUGGUGAGGAAGGGGGCACUCUCUUGUGACCCUAGCAAUGCUAUAUGGUCUUUACCUAGCUCAGGGGGAUUUCUUAGUCAUCUUUUUAUUAAAAACAUUGAGGCAGACUUUAUUCAUGAUUAACAUUGCACUUUUUAUGGCUCAUUGCUGGAGCAUUAUUGAUUAGAAAAAUAAUGAAAUGACUACAGUUUUGUCAUGGUACAGAUGUUGCAGCCAUAAUUAGACCUCAAACUUUUGUAGCUUGCACUAAUAUUAACACAAAAUACAAAGAUUACAGAUAAUGUUCGUGCAGAAGAAGGGUUAUACAAAAAAAACAAGCUCUGUAUUUUGCACCAAGCUAGACCCCAUUAUUACAUGCACUGACACCUACAAGAUUGCCAGCACCCCUGCAUGCAGCCCCAACAGUUUCCUUGGCAUGCACGGGCGGUGGUUAUGGCGGUAUGCAUUAUAUAAUAUUGUAUGUGGUGAAAUACUAUAUAUGUGUCUGUAAAUGUUCCACACACACUCAUGACACUGCACUAAUAUGUGACAGCUUGACUGUAAUGCAUUUGUAUGCUUCAUCUUAUUUUUGCCAGUAUGAGUACUGCCUGAGACAUCUGCUUCAGGCAGGAAAAAGACAUUGUUAUUUUCUUUCUUUUAUUCAUACAAGGUAAUAAAUGAUGUAGUAACAAUAUGAAGGGCUCCCUUGAGUACCAGUUCACUGAACAAACCGCAUGUUAUCUUAUUUGGGAAGUUAUUUUCAGUGAUUUUUAUACAUCAGGCACCAGAUGUAGUUGACUUGUGAUGGGUUUUUACCACCGAGUACCUUGGCCAUCUCUGUUAUAAACACUUUGCAAUGAUGGAGCAAAGAUGUUUAGAAAUUCGGAAAGAAAGUGAUCGGGCAGCCUCAGGCAAUAUUUCAGGUUUAUUGCUGCUUCAAUCAAAUAUUUUACUACAAUAAUGCUGACUCAUUCAAAAUGAAGAAGUACAUUUGAAGUGAAUUAAUAAAAAGUAAAAGAACUGGAUUGCAUACCUCAACUGAUAACAGUAUGUGUAAAUGUUCCAUUUAGCUGUCCCAUACAGGAAUCUGUUGCUAUUUUGUGUUUCCAGGACAGCAGGGAAUGCUGAAUCCGUUUGUAACAAGGAAAUUUAUCAUAUUUACUGCCUAAGUUCUUUAGUUAGUAAGACUGCUCAUAUGGCAAGAAAAAUGAGCUAAUACUGGAGUACCAAUAUUCAUUUUACUUUGGAGCCUAUUUUUUCUUUUGAAAUUGAUUCAUGUAUUCAUAUCAGUAAUUUUGUAUAAAAUGAACUCACCUCAACCUUCUGUUUUGUCUAUAGGCAGAACCUGCUGCAUAAUUCAUAUAAGCAAUUUUGUAUAAAAUGAACUCAUCUCAACCUUCUGUUUUGUCUAUAGGCAAAACCUGCUGCAUACAUAUAAAUAAUCUGAGUGUCUCUUCUUGUACACAUGCCUCGCUUUUUUCUGAAAAUGUCACUUAUUUUUAGGACUGAAAGCUAUUAUGAUGUUUUUUUCCAUAGAUUAAAAACUUAACAUAGUCAAUGUAUAGAAUUUUCCUUAUUUUUAGCUGCCAGUCAUGAGUACUGAUUUUAAUGAAAAGUAAGAUACACCAUUGUAACUGUGUCAUGUUGAUGGAUGUGUGUUUUGACUGCUGUGUAAUGCAUAAUGAGGCAGAUGGUAGGUAGUGUGAGGGAGGUGGUGGUGGUGUUGAUGAUGGUGCUGCACUUUCAUAUGUAAACCUCCCUCCACCCUUGUCUUUUCCUUCACAACCCAUCUGCCUCCCUCACUCACCGCCUUCACGCAUACCCUCCAUCACGCUCCAUCACCUCUCCUCCCUCACCCUUUCACCUCCUUCCCCCACAGCACCUAAGUGGGCUUCAUGUAAAUCUGUGAGAUCAGUGUACAACUUUCCCAGUCCUCCAAUGGUCUACUAAAUGCUACAGAAUACUCUUGAGAGUUAUUUUUUUAAGUGGAAUUAACAUAUCUUUUAAAAUACAUUCAUUCACCAUGUGCAAUUUAGUGAAGAUACUGAGUAAUUUUAUCAUAUUACAAGUAUACAUACUCCUCUAAUGUAAAUACAAGCCUUGUAUGCAUCUAUGAUUAUUAUUAUUUUGUUUACAUAGAUACCAGAUUAUUUUUGAGAUAAUGUUGGCCUGUGUAAUGACAAUAGUCUUAAGAAUUAAAUAUGAAUGGGAAAGCACAAGUACUGUGUUUGUUGAAAAGACAAUCUUCUUCAUUCCUGUGAAUAACUAAACUGAUAGAUAUUAACAAACAGAAAGGAAACCUCAGGGCGAGGGACAACGGGACUUGCCUCGGGUGGGAGAUGGCAGAUCUUGGGGCUGAGGAAGAUGAUGGGAGGGAGAAGGAAGACUGGAGAGUUUUCUCAUGGUCAGUACAUAUUUUAAGGAUGACUUGCCACACCAAUUGUAGAUGUUCUUGUUUUCAUUUUAUAGGAGUGCAAUAAAAUGUAAGCCAAGGUGACAACACGUCCCUCAUGAAAUGUUUGGGUUGUUGAUGGGAUUUCCUUUAAUUUUGAUAUGUGUUGAAAGACAUCACCUAAAGUCCUCUUUCUUAUAACUUAUUUUUUAAUCAAUAAUGCUGUAAAAAUACUUUUCAGGUAAUCUCUCUCUCUCUCUCUCUCUCUCUCUCUCUCUCUCUCUCUCUCUCUCUCUCUCUCUCUCUCUCUCUCUCUCUCUCUCUCUCUCCCCCCCCCCCUUCAGAAGAGGAUGUAAGAUAACUCCCAGGGUUAAAUAGUAUCUAAGCGUUGAACUGUUAAAAAGUUUAUGUGCAUGGCUAUACUGGAUCAAUAACUAAAUACUAUAAUAAUUAUGGAAAACCACAAUUUUAGUCCUAGUAAUCGGUUGAGUUCAUUAUGUCUGGGUCCAUUAACUCUUCCCAUGCUAUAUAUAGCCAGUUUCUCCAUUUUGGCUGACAAAACUUAAGGAAAAUUCAUUGCAGGCUUACAUCUUUAACACUACAGCAAUAUCACAAAACUAAUCUUUGAAAAAUCAUGAUAAAGUUUAUCAUGUAUAACAUUUUCAACAAUAAUAAGAAUAAGGCAUAAAGCAGUGUAGAUUAGUAAACUGCUUUCUUGAGUCUCCCUUCAAUCAGCCCUGGCUAAGUGUUGUCUGUGGUCAUCACCAACAACUGGCGGCUGGCUGCUUGGGGGGUUAGUGGACACUUAACCUGCUAUUAUUUAAUUAUUAUGCACAGAACAUGCACACAUUUAUUAUUGUGGAAAGUUUCAUAUAUUUCAAUAAAUGUAUCAAGUUGCC